UUGUUUACAUACUGAUCAGCUGUCAGGGUUCUGUCAUUUUUUCAGCCACCAACAGCAGUGAUAUCGAAAGGAUGGAACAAACAGAGUGGACACGUAUCUUCCAAAAGAAAGUAGAUGAUCUAAAUAAAGGAGACUACUGGCGUUUGCAGUUUGAUGACAGUAUUGUUCCCAAUAGCCCAAACCAGGGCUGGAAGCAGUACAUCAGGAACACAGGUGCAAGGUUCAAAUGCACCACGUGCGGAAGAAGCUGGCCAUCCAAUAAAGCGAUGGUGGUCUUUCACAUGCAGCUGAUAGGAGGACAGGGCACUGUCAAGAUAAGGCGCAUGCGUCAGAACUGCAAGCAGUGCAGUGCAGCUCCAAUGGAGAUUCCCAGCAUCACCUCUGAGAACAUCGACAUCCUCCUUGAGAAUCUGGUGGAGAAGAUAAGAGAAAAAUGCUACCAUGAAGACCUGGGCAGAGGGAACAAACCUUUUGUAAACCUGGAAGUGAAAAGUCCCCAUGAGCCAGCUCAUUGUGAGGCUUGUAUUCAAGGAAUCUGUACAAGAGGUUCAGCAUCUCUUGCUCCAGCCUUUUUUAAUUAAAAAAUAUGAUAUUUAUCUCAGGCUGCCUUAUAUCUAUUCAUAUAUAUAUAAUUACAAGUUUAAAUGAGGUUUUAUGGGGUUUUAAUGAGGUUUUAUGCUUAAAUUCAGUUUAGCAACACAUCAAUAGUAUAAAACUGGUCUGCUUAAAUGAAUUAAACAUGCAUUCUUACAAACAAACUGAACAGUAAAACAGUAAAAGAUAAAUAAAAAUUAUUCAUGCAUUUAAUGAAUUGCAUUUGUGAUAAUUUGUAGUGUUUUUUAAAAAAAUGGUCUACUAUUUAUUCACAUAUAUAUAAUAACAACAAUAUUAGUAGUAUUUUUGUUGUUGGUGUGGUUGUUGUUGUUAUUGUUAAUAUUGUUAAUUAUAAUAAAUGAUAUUAGUUAUAAAUACAAUUAUAAUACAUGAAAACAUAUAGAAAAGUAUGAAAGAAUGAAUCAGUACAUGUUGUUAAGUGUAAAUACAAACAAGUUGACUUGGUUGUUAUAACAAUUCAAAAUAAAUAUUCUGUUGGCA
Molecule: messenger RNA, 1095 nt
Organism: Larimichthys crocea (large yellow croaker)
Lineage: Eukaryota; Metazoa; Chordata; Actinopteri; Sciaenidae
Product: receptor-transporting protein 3-like
Exons: 2
Coding region: 72-581 (169 amino acids)
Biological process (GO): protein insertion into membrane; protein targeting to membrane
Molecular function (GO): olfactory receptor binding
Source: RefSeq, a predicted model, not a curated record